AUGGCCCCGAGCUCUAGAAGGGGUGGCAACACGGUGUUGACCUUGGGGCCUGGUCUCAACUACCCCAUCGAGAUCACCAAACUCUACAAGUCACCCGGUGAUCGUGUCAAACGACAAGAGCCGCUCUUCCAGUACUCCAACAAGAUUUGGGUUGAAGAAGGUGAUUUUGAAACCGGCGAGUACAAGAGGGUCCUCAAACCUACGCGUGUAGAAUGGUCAGCCCCGAAUGACGGCAAGCUAUCAAAAUGGCAUAUCAAAGUUGGCGAUGUCAUUGGCAGAGAUGGCGAGUGCGUCACAAUCGAAGAGGACUGCACACACGAAAUACAGUACCAAAAGAUGUGUGCGCUGUGCGGUCAGGAUAUGACACGGGUUGACUGGUCGGCUAGCAGGCCCAGUACAUCACGUGCCACAAUAAACAUGACCCACGACAAUACCGGUCUGUUGAUCAGCAGGGACGCUGCUGCGAGGACUGAUCUCGAAAUGCAGAAACGUCUCGUCGCUCAACGGAAGCUGGUUCUGGUGGUGGACUUGGACCAGACGGUGAUCCAGACGGCCUGUGAACCAACCAUUGGCGAAUGGCAGAAGGACCCCAGCAAUCCAAAUUAUGAGGCUCUAAAGGAGGUUCGGAGUUUCGAGCUGCCCAGCGAGGAUGGACCCAGGAGGAACUACACAUACUACGUCAAGUGCCGGCCUGGCACGCACGAGUUUCUGAACAAGGUGUCCAACCUAUUCGAAAUGCAUGUCUACACCAUGGCCACGCGAGCUUAUGCUGAGCACAUUCUCAAGAUCAUCGACCCCAAGAAAAACCUGUUUGGCAACCGCGUCAUCAGCAGGAACGAAAACAAGGGUAUCGAAAAGACACUACAACGAAUAUUCCCCACCAGCACCAAGAUGGUAGCUGUUAUCGACGACCGCACCGAUGUUUGGCCACAAAAUAGGUCAAAUGUGAUCAAGGUGGUGCCUUACAACUUCUACAUGAUUGGAGACAUCAACUCGACUUUUUUGCCAAAGCGACGUGAUAUAAUCCCUUCAGGAACGCCGGUAAAGGGUUUCUUGGUCAAUGGCCGAAAUAAUGAGGCCUCCGCGUCCGACCAGCCGUCGAACGCCGCGAUGGCGGAACCGAAAGAAAUGACCGAGAAGGAGCUCAAGCAGCAAAAUGUGGAGCAGGCCAAGUCGUUGGAGAAGCAGGUCAUGGACCGACCGAUUCUGCACAUGCAGGAACAGCUGGACAAGGAUAACGAAGUGGCCGCUAACAGAAUGGAGGGCGCCGAUGAGUCGGAUUCAUCCGCACCUGCACCACAAGUUCAUAUGCUUUUCAACGAUGAUGACGACGAACUACAUUACCUCGAACAGCAUCUUUCCAAGCUUCACCAAGCUUGGUGGGCCGACUAUGACGCAACGAUUGCGAAGAAGCGUGCCGAGAGGUUGGCUAGCCUUCGGCAUCGUGGAAUCGUCGGACAGGCUGCCGAACAAAGGACUAACGACUACCUCGCCGAGAAUCCGGUGCCGCUGCCAGACGUUGCCAAUCAUCUAGGCGCGUUAAAAUCAGAGGUCCUUAGGGGUACACGAAUCGUGCUCUCUGGCAUCAUUUCACUGAAGGAAGACCUGGAGACGUGUGAGAUUGGGAGGCAAGUCCGAAGUUUCGGCGCUGAGUUGCUUCCAAAGGUCUCACCUGAUGUCACGCAUCUUGUUGUCAAAAAGGCUCGGCUGGGUACUUCAAAGGUUUCGCAGGCUGAAAAGAUUCCGAGCAUAAAGAUCGUUGAAUCAAGCUGGCUAGUGCAGUCUAUGGUGCAAUGGAAGCACCUCGACGAAGGUCCGUUCUUGGUGGAUAGACGGGGCUCCCAACGUGAACCUGUCGUGUCGGCCAACCCAGACGGUACAGACGCAGAGUUGGAUUCGGAUGCUGAGGCAGACACGGAAGGAGACGGCAGUAGUGCUUCAGAAAAUAAGACAAGGCCCCUGAAGAUCAUCAUAUCCAAGCCUGGCGCAGGUAGUGCUGAUGAAGACAGUGGCGAAGGUCUGGAAGGUGGAGACGACGAUGAUUUGCCCGGGGCUCCUGGUAGCCCAAUCGACCAGUUGAAGUCUUUUGACUGGAGCACUGCUGACAAGGAGAUGGCGGAGUUUCUCGGUGAUGAUGAUGACGAUAGCGACAGCGAAGAUGAAGACGACAAUGAUGGGAACUACAGCGAUAACGCAAGCACCGUCUCAGACUCGACUGACGCCGAGAAGUCUGGACGUCAAAAUGCUGCCACAAGAAAACGCAAGAUGGUUCGCGACGACGUGACCGACUCGGAGGACGAGUCAAGGUUAUCGGGGAAGCAUAGCACCAAAAAGCAGAGGGUGGCAUUGCGGUCGUCAUCUAAGCUAAGGGAGGUGCGAAUUCCUGGUGACCAGACACCUGGCCAUUUACCGACCCCACGAGUCACGGGUGAUGGCGAGGAUGAGAAGCACGCAGAGAGCAACUCAGCCAACGGCAGCCCGAACCUGCUGCCGUCCAAUGCAGAGGAUGUAGUUGCAUCCGACAUGGAGGACUAUGACGACAUGGAAGCGGAUCUGAUGGCGGCCCUCGAGGCCGAGGAGAUGGAGGAUUCUAGUCUGUAA
Molecule: messenger RNA, 2601 nt
Organism: Pyricularia pennisetigena
Lineage: Eukaryota; Fungi; Ascomycota; Sordariomycetes; Magnaporthales; Pyriculariaceae
Exons: 1
Coding region: 1-2601 (866 amino acids)
Cellular component (GO): nucleus
Molecular function (GO): RNA polymerase II CTD heptapeptide repeat phosphatase activity
Source: RefSeq, a predicted model, not a curated record